Molecule: messenger RNA, 1849 nt
Organism: Aspergillus heteromorphus CBS 117.55
Lineage: Eukaryota; Fungi; Ascomycota; Eurotiomycetes; Eurotiales; Aspergillaceae
Product: Zn(II)2Cys6 transcription factor
Exons: 4
Coding region: 49-1743 (564 amino acids)
Biological process (GO): regulation of DNA-templated transcription
Molecular function (GO): zinc ion binding; DNA-binding transcription factor activity, RNA polymerase II-specific
Source: RefSeq, a predicted model, not a curated record
GUCUAUCUUCGUGUUUCAAAGGCACCAUCCUCUAGACGAUGGAUUGCAAUGCCAAGAAUAUCCAAAGCGUAUAGUCCAAGGUCGAAGACCGGCUGUCUGACUUGCAGACGCAUCAAAUGCGAUGAAACCAAGCCGAACUGCCUAAAAUGCUCUUCCACUGGCCGUAAAUGCGAUGGCUACGAAAAUCGCAUUUCUCUCGUUCCCAGUAGCCAUUAUCGGCUCCCUAUAUCAAGGGCCAGUCCUGGAAUUACAGGAAGUGAACGUGAAAUCCGAUCAUUCCAGUUCUUCUAUGAGAGAACCGUGCCUUCACUGGCGGGCUACUGUGGCUCGGAGUUCUGGAGUCGCCUGGUGCUGCAGGUCAGCCAGCAUGAGAAGCCCGUUUGGCAUGCAAUCGUCGCAUUGGGCGCGAAGCAUGAGACAUUUGAACGCAUGCCCGUCCUAUCUUUCAAACACAGUGUGCAUGAUACCUUCGCUUUGAAGGAGUAUCUAAUGGCUAUCAGAGCACUUCUGGGACCAAUGGACCGAUCAUCGUUUGAUUCGUCCGUUCAGUCUGCCAAUGAUACUUCAGGGACUCUGACGGUAGAUGUCUGUCUGAUAUCGUGCAUCUUAUUCAUUUGUUUUGAGAUUUUGUCGAGCCAUUAUGUUGCGGCCCUCAACCAUAUCCGAAGCGGCAUCAAAAUUCUCGAGGGGGUUUACUAUGACCCAGACACCGGCACUUAUCGUCAUCCCUUCCUCAACCCUUCUACGGCAUCGAGUCUUGAGAUAGAGAACUUGCGAAAGAUCUUUAUCCGACUUCAUAUCCAAGCUUGGACGUUGACUCGUGCAGAUGUAGACGACCGCUCCAUGGACGUAAUCCAGUCGAUGGGAGCAUUCCCUACUCAAGUUCCACAAUCGUUUUCCUCUCUUACCGAGGCGCGCGAUGUGUAUGAAUACUUUAAUUAUGUGAUGAGGGGUGAAUACAACAAAAUGAUUAGCACCGCCACUGCAUCCCAAGCAUCGGAUCUAUACGACUUUGGCCAACGCUGCAUGUCCCUUUUCGGGGAGUGGUCUGGGGCGUUAGAUCGAUUUGAACGGGACCGUGGUCCGUCCUUGACCACCAAGGAACGCAUAGGUCUGAAGAUCCUACAGAUCCAUCGAUGCGAACAGGCUAUGCUCUUGGAGCAACAUGCAUCAGGCAUGACGGACUCGAACCGCUGGGACCGAUACAAUUCGAUAUUCCAAGAAAUUACAUCUCUGGCUGCCUCUGUCGUUGAACUGUCGGGUGAAAGUGGCUCUGCUCCAUCAACCCCCUUGGGGCAGGUGAAAUUCAAGCCAAACUUUUCUCUCGACAUGGGGAUCAUAGCGCCUCUCUAUAAUACCGCCACUCUCUGUCGGGAUCCACUGAUCCGUCGCAGGGCAGUAGAUAUUCUACGGUCGGCGUCCCGUCAGGAGGGUGCCAUCAAUAGUUAUAUGUGGGCGAUUGCUGCAGAGAAGGUCAUUGCCCUCGAGGAAUCCGUGGCUGCAGAGGUUGGUUUGGGCUACGACGGGGUUGCCGCUGCGGCGUUGGAUGUCAGUGCGGGACAGCGGCGGCAGUCCAUAACGAGGUGCUCCGAGGUACCUGACAACGCACGCUUCUCGUAUGCAUAUCCGAAAUUUGAUAUCGCAAGCAUGGAGGUGUCUCUGACAGUUGAGCGAGAGAUGGGCGGACAGAUGAACAUUCCGUUGCCGGCAAUGACUGCAAUGCUGGAUGCGGAGGGGAGAUGAUCUCCUCAGAUAUAUACAUUUUUCUCACUGAUGAUGAACAUGGUGCGACAAUUACUGAAAUCACACAAAACACGAACCCCUGAUAUGAUAAACAGGUUAAUAAUGC